This is a messenger RNA of Condylura cristata (star-nosed mole), 1845 nucleotides long. It is a transcript of the gene CASTOR1, whose product is annotated as GATS protein-like 3. Gene Ontology annotation, cellular component: cytosol. Lineage: Eukaryota; Metazoa; Chordata; Mammalia; Eulipotyphla; Talpidae. The record is from RefSeq and is a predicted model, not a curated record. The transcript is spliced from 9 exons. The coding region runs from base 349 to 1182 and encodes 277 amino acids. Gene Ontology annotation, molecular function: arginine binding. Gene Ontology annotation, biological process: negative regulation of TORC1 signaling; cellular response to L-arginine.
UGAGCCUCGCCCGCCCUGGUCUCUGGCUCUACACCCACCCGCUCAUCAAGCUGCUCUUCCUGCCCCGCCGCAGCCGGUGAGCCUCUCCUCCCUCCCGGAACGGAGGGGUGGGGGGCUCCGGCGGAGGUGAGAAGGCGGAAAACAGUCCGCGAUUCCAGAGGUGGAUCCCUCACUCCACUGCCCAACGGAGAAAACUGAGGCUUCAGGAAGGCGCCCGGCAGGGGGUCUUUCCGGGCGCAAGGAGCGAAGUCCACCCGCCCCUUCCGCCCAGCCCAGGCUGAAGAUGCCCCCACCCCAACCAGGUGCAAGUUCUUCAGCCUGACGGAGACCCCCGAGGAUUACACGCUCAUGGUGGACGAGGAGGGCUUCAAAGAGCUGCCCCCGUCCGAAUUCCUACAAGUGGCUGAAGCCACGUGGCUGGUGCUGAACGUGUCCUCCCACAGCGGGGCAGUGGUGCAGGCUGCUGGAGUCACCAAGAUCGCUCGUUCAGUCAUCACACCUCUGGCUGAGCACCACGUGUCUGUGCUGAUGCUGUCCACUUACCAGACAGACUUCAUCCUGGUGCGGGAGCAGGACCUGUCUGUGGUGAUCCACACCCUGGCCCAGGAGUUCCACAUUUACCGAGAGGUGGGCGGGGAGCCUGUGCCUGUUGCCAGGGAUGAUUCCAGCAAUGGCUUUCCCCGAACCCAGCAUGCAGGGCCCAGCCCCACUGUGCAUCCCAUCCAGAGCCCACAGAACCGGUUCUGUGUCCUCACACUGGACCCUGAGACCCUGCCAGCCAUUGCCACCACCCUCAUCGAUGUCCUCUUCUACGCGCACAGUGCGCCCAAGGAGGCAGCCGCUGCCAGUCCUGGAUCCAGCUCCAUCACAUUCUUUGCCUUCUCCCUCAUUGAGGGCUACAUCUCCAUCGUCAUGGACGCCGAGACGCAGAAAAAGUUCCCCAGUGACCUCCUGCUGACCAGCUCCUCAGGCGAGCUCUGGAGGAUGGUGCGCAUCGGCGGACAGCCCCUGGGCUUUGAUGAAUGUGGGAUUGUGGCCCAGAUUGCUGGCCCUCUGGCUGCGGCUGACAUUUCUGCUUACUACAUCAGCACCUUCAACUUUGACCACGCUUUGGUGCCCGAGGAUGGUAUCAGCAGUGUCAUCGAGGCUCUCCAGCGACGGCAGGAAGGCCUGGGCCCCUGAAGCCAAGGAGAAUAUCAGCUACGUGCUCUCCCUCUGGCCCUGAGGCUUCCAGAGACUUCUCUAAGCUAUUUCCUCAAGCUCUGGAAUGAAACCCUACUCUGUCCCCGGUUCCAGCCAGGGGACCCCUGGUUCUGCCCUCUGCAUAAGCUGCGUGCAGGCACCGGCUCUCACGUGGACAUGCGUGUCUGCCCACGCAGGGGAACACGGUGCUCAGGCUUCCUGCUAGGAAGCCCCCAACCCACACUCCCUGCGCGGCCUGGGCGUUUGCACAUUCCCUGCCCAAGGUCCGAGCCCUCCCCUCCCUCUCAGCAUCCUGGCCGCCUGCCUUCUGGACAGGCCCAGGUCUCCGUUCUGCCGCCGGCCGGGUGGCCUUCCCUGGCCGGGUGAGUUCUGACAGUGCCUCCCCUCCUGGGGUCUCCAAGAAGUAUUUCUAGAUCUCUCUCCUUUUUUAUCAUCUUGUUAAUAAAGAUCUUGUAGCGACUGGGCUGGGUGGUGGUUCCUGGGGGCUGUCUGUGCCUCCACCACGGCUGCUCUGCCGCUCCUCAGGGCCCCUCUCUGAGGUUCUGGGUUCCCCCUGUUAACUGGCUUGAGGCUGGGGUCUUACCUCACUCAAUUCUUCAGGGAAACUGCCACUGUUGACCAUGUGAGGAAUUAAAGCUUUGA